Molecule: messenger RNA, 1312 nt
Organism: Microtus ochrogaster (prairie vole)
Lineage: Eukaryota; Metazoa; Chordata; Mammalia; Rodentia; Cricetidae
Gene: Gata1
Product: GATA binding protein 1
Biological process (GO): positive regulation of transcription by RNA polymerase II; negative regulation of transcription by RNA polymerase II; cell fate commitment
Cellular component (GO): nucleus
Molecular function (GO): DNA-binding transcription factor activity, RNA polymerase II-specific; zinc ion binding; RNA polymerase II cis-regulatory region sequence-specific DNA binding
Source: RefSeq, a predicted model, not a curated record
UCUGAGCUCCACCACAUCACUAAGGUGGCUGAAGCCUCGCAUCAACCAUCCCAGGUUAAACCCCAGUUUCUCCAUGGAUUUUCCUGGCCUAGGGGCCCUGGGAGCCUCAGAACCCCUGCCACAGUUUGUGGAUUCUGCCCUGGUAUCACCACCAGAUUCAGGAGGGUUCUUCUCCUCAGGGCCUGAGAGUUUGGAUGCAGCAGCUUCCUCCACUUCCCCAAGUGCAGGCACAGCUGCAGCCACUGCGCUGGCCUACUACAGGGACACGGAGGCCUACAGACAUUCCCCAGUCUUUCAGGUGUACCCGCUUCUCAACUGUAUGGAGGGAAUUCCAGGAGGCUCACCUUAUGCUAGCUGGGCCUACAGCAAGACGGGGCUGUACCCUGCUUCAACUGUGUGCCCCAGCCACGAGGAUGGCCCUCCUCAGGCCCUGGAAGACCCUGAAGGGAAAAGCAGCACCACCUUCUUGGAAACCUUGAAGACAGAGCGACUGAGUCCAGACCUCCUGACCCUGGGGACUGCACUGCCGGCAUCGCUGCCUGUCAACAGCAGUGCUUAUGCGGGACCUGACUUUCCUGGUCCUUUCUUUUCUCCCACGGGGAGCCCUCUCGGUUCUGCAGCCUAUUCUUCCCCCAAGUUUCACGGAAGCCUCCCCUUGGCCCCUUGUGAGGCCAGAGAGUGUGUGAACUGUGGAGCAACAGCCACUCCACUGUGGCGAAGGGACAGAACAGGCCACUACCUGUGCAACGCCUGCGGUCUGUAUCACAAGAUGAAUGGCCAGAACCGGCCUCUCAUCCGACCCAAGAAGCGAUUGAUUGUCAGCAAACGGGCAGGCACUCAGUGCACUAACUGCCAAACGACCACCACAACCCUCUGGCGCAGAAAUGCCAGUGGAGAUCCCGUGUGCAAUGCCUGUGGCCUCUACUACAAGCUACACCAGGUGAACCGACCAUUGACCAUGCGGAAGGAUGGAAUUCAGACUAGGAACCGCAAGGCCUCUGGAAAAGGGAAAAAGAAGCGGGGUUCAAGUCUGGGAGGAGCAGGAGCAGCUGAAGGGCCAGCUGGUGGCUUCAUGGUGGUAGCUGGUGGCAGUAGUGGUGGGAAUUGUGGGGAGGUGGCCUCAGGCUUGACACUGGGCACUACAGGUACUGCCCAUCUCUACCAGGGCCUGGGACCUGUGGUGCUAUCAGGACCUGUCAGUCAUCUUAUGCCUUUCUCUGGACCUCUGCUGGGAUCGCCCGCAGCCUCUUUCUCCACAGGUCCUGUGCCGCCUACCACCAGUACCACUGUGGUGGCUCCCCUCAGUUCUUGA